Molecule: messenger RNA, 1806 nt
Organism: Tetrahymena thermophila SB210
Lineage: Eukaryota; Ciliophora; Oligohymenophorea; Hymenostomatida; Tetrahymenidae
Product: Ran-binding protein in the microtubule-organising centre protein
Exons: 10
Molecular function (GO): protein binding
Source: RefSeq, a predicted model, not a curated record
AUGAAGAAUAUUGAUUACAAUAUUAGUAGUAGCAUUAGUCAAAAUUUAAAUCACUACCAACAAAUUUUAUUGAAUCCUGAAUAUCUGCCUAAUAAGUAAAAUACAAAGAUUCGGGUUCCUACUAUAAAAAGAAAAUACUCGCCUAAUUUAAAAUUCUGUAAUGACGGUGAGUCUGUUAAAUAUAUUAGAAAACCGAUUGACACAUCUUUUGUUUAUUCAAAUUUUCAGACAGAUUAUGUAAGUUCAAGGGAGGAUAUUAUCUUUUACUAUGAAGUUGAAAUGAUAGAAAUGAGCGAUUAAAGUGAUAUAUGUGUUGGAUUGGGUAUUAGCACGUUUCCUGUUCAUAAAUAGCCAGGAUUUUCAAAGAAGGCAAAGUGUUCUUUUGGGUGUAAAAAGAAUGGUGAAAUAAGAUGCUCAAAAAUAAAAUCUACACAAAAAGUUAAACCAUGGGGUUAGGGCAACGUAAUUGGGUGUGGGUAUAAUUACAUUACGAAUGAGAUAUUUUUUACAAAUGAUGGUGAAUAUAAAGCUGCUUUUACUAUUGUGAGAAAUUAUUAAUUUAUUGGGAUAAUUAGUCUCAGCUAUUUUAGGGAUAAGGUUAGAAUUAAUUUUGGGCAGAGGCCAUUUAAGUUUGAUAUUAGAUCAUUAAUAGCUGAUUAUAAAGCUUAAAUACAAAAGUAGAUUAGCACUUAAAAAUGUGAUUUAUUUGAAGUGCAUAAACUUGUUUAAUAAUAUCUUUAUUUAAAUGGGUACUUCGAUUCUCUUUAGUCUUUUGAGAAUUUAAGUCUCUUGAGUCCAAUAAACAACUUGAUGGAAUGUGAAGAAAACUCCAAUUAAAAUAACUUAGAAGCCUCAUUUUUAGAUAAAUACUUGAACUAAGACAAAUCUCCCAUAAACUAAUCUUAAAAAUCAAAUAAAGAGGAUUAAUUUUUAAAUAAAGAUUUUAAAAUAGAAAAUGAUUUAAGGAGGGAAGAAAAAGAAAUCUUGUAAAUGCAGGAGGAAAAUUAAUUAGAAAUUUAAAAUAUUUAUGAUGCUUAUGAUGAUAUUUUGGAUUUUAGCAAUAAAUAUCAAGAAAGUUUAGAAGAAGAUUUUGUUCAAGAAAAGAUUUAAACAGAGCUUAAUAAUGGUGGAAGUGUAGAGUCUUCCAAAAAUAUUGACCACAAAAAUAUUGAUCAAAAAGAGAUAGAAAUGAAUCAUCUUCUUGAAGAAAAAAAUGAUGAAAUGAAAACCAAUUAAAAAUCAAAAUAAAUAAAUAAUAUAACUCAAAACAAAAACUCUGAUUAUAUUUAAAAUGGUAAAUAUGCAAUCUUUGAUAACAUAAGAAAAGAAAUAUUAGGUUAUUUACAGUAACUGAAUUAUGCUAAAAUUAUAGAAAUUUUGUAAAAGAAUUUCCCAAAUAUAUUUUUAACAAAUCCAUAACUGGAAGGAAAACUAGUUAGUCUAUAAUUCCUAAAAAUGUACAAGGACGGAAAACAAGAAGAAAGCAUGAAAUAUGCAUAAAUGCAUUUUAGAUAAAUGAGUGAUAUUAAAUUUGAGUGUGUUGAUAAGAUUGGUCAAAAAAAGAUAUUUUCAAAAUUAGAUAUUUUAGGAGCCUUUUGCUACGAAAAUAUAGAAAACACUCAUUUAAAUUUAUUGUUCUAAACUUAAACUUAAUGUAAUUUAUGGGAUGAAAUUAACACCUUUUUAUUAUAACACUGUGGAUAUAGGGAAGAAAGUAGUCUUCAAAUAAUUUUGAAGUAAGUUAAUUUAGUCCAGAAUAAGAUGAGAGAAGCUGAAAUGUUUGAGAGUUAAAUGUUUAAAAUUUGA